GAUCGACCAUCACCAUGGCCGUGGAUGCAGGUUGGCAGGCUGACAACUUUCGCCGCUUCAGUGCAGCCGCUUGCUUGCGCGUACCACCCACUACUGUCUCGACAGGGGCGGGGGACGAACCGCCCAUGCAUGCUUUCGUGUGUACGGGUCUCCAGAUACCAUGGGCAUUACCCACGACGGCGGGUGGGCAGGGAUUUACAAUUCCCAUUCUAUUCUUCGAAGGAUCAUUAAAUACUCAGGUACCUCGGUUGGACAGGAUAUAAGUGCUACUAAGAGCGCUACGAAAACAGAGCGUUGCAAUUGUUACGACAAAAUCGUUCCAACGAGUUAUGGCCGUCGAGAAAAGUUUUUUCUUCUGAGUACACAAAAUCUGUUAUAUUUGUUUCUCGAUUAGCUGACUGACCUGCACAUCCUGGAGUACAAACCCGGAAUUCGCUCAUGCUAUUGUGGUUUCACCGUUUGGGACUGGACUGCGAAAGGUCAAACUGAAAUUCGAUCACUGGGAAGCCAGAAAUGCAGUCUGACACAAGUGUUGUACUCAAAUGAUCUUGUAUGAUCACUGAUCAGGAUCAGUAUCAAACUUCUAACUUAUUUGAUAGAAUAGUCUUUAGAACUGUAUUUCGAAAAAUGAUCAUUAAAGUUUUGUUUUUGUUAUGAUUGAGUUAGCCAGAAGCAUAACCAAUGAGACAGGAGUUAUGGCCGCCCUCCACCAAGCAUACGUUAAGUGGGAAUGAUUAAAUGCGAAAAGUUGCACUCGCGAAUGUUAUGAACGAGACCUAUCAACGCAAACAUAGAGGACAAAGGAAACAGUAUCCAACGUCAGUCGAAGCUGGUGAUACUAAAUUGGUGCUCCUGUGCAUCCUGUAAAGCCACUCGCUUGGUCAACAUCCUUCGACUACAGGAGGCUCUCGGCAGAGUCAUCGCAUCAAAUCAUCGAGACAAUCGUCAUGUAACGCUUGUACUGAAAGGAUGGAGAUCCAGUCCUCCUCGAGAUCUCCUGGAAAGGGUGCAGAUUAGGAUUAUAAAUGUUUAUCAGUGUAGUGAUUAUGAGCAAAACUAUGGAGCCAGAGAAUAUGGACUUCCUUGAAUGUAAAUGACUACGAGCUGCGACGAUAAAUCUUCCGUCUUCAUAAACUAAAGACUUAAG
This is a messenger RNA of Marchantia polymorpha subsp. ruderalis, 1147 nucleotides long. Lineage: Eukaryota; Viridiplantae; Streptophyta; Marchantiopsida; Marchantiales; Marchantiaceae. The record is from the annotation of a GenBank genome assembly.